Salvelinus namaycush (lake trout) is the source of this 6383-nucleotide messenger RNA. Its product is annotated as tyrosine-protein kinase ABL2-like. The record is from RefSeq and is a predicted model, not a curated record. Bases 655 to 4155 code for a protein of 1166 amino acids. The transcript is spliced from 10 exons. Lineage: Eukaryota; Metazoa; Chordata; Actinopteri; Salmoniformes; Salmonidae. Gene Ontology annotation, biological process: regulation of apoptotic process; protein phosphorylation. Gene Ontology annotation, molecular function: non-membrane spanning protein tyrosine kinase activity; protein binding; ATP binding.
AUCUGGGUGUCAAAAUCCUCUUCCUUGUGCUUUUUGAGUUGGAACGACCCAGGAAGUGUAAUUAGGAAGGGAUGAUGCCUUUCAGAAAUGAUAUUUACUGUAACAUUAGCUACUGACCACCACAGACUAACGCUGAUGGUGCCAGUCACUUACUGUACUGUAGAUGUAUCACUUAAACUUUGGUGUAGCCAGUCAUUCCUUAGUUGUAUUGGGGCAAUUCCACGGUAAUGGAGUGAAAGUAGUCUUUGUGCAUACAGUUGUAUAUUUUGUUUAACUUUGCAAUCAUUGGUUUUUGUUUGACAUACAUUUUAUGCCAACUCUCGACUUUCUUUUCAAUGCCUCUUUCAUCCUCUCCCCUCUACCUGUCUUUAAUUCACUCGUCUCCCUCUCUCCCUAACAGUGGGUAAAUCCCACUCAGCAGCUGCCCAGACAUGCUUUAGAGUUUGUUGGCAGCUGUUAAGGAGUGAUUGAGGCUCAAGCAUGUUGUGUGGGCGUGGUGACCCACAGACACCGACAGAGCCCCUCCCCACAGCUACUACACUCUUUACAUACAGGCAGGGAAGAAGAAAGUAGUGACUUCCUGUAGGACCUAGUCCUCAGAUUAGUGUGAUUGGAAAGUGAAGCGAGUUAAUUUUGAGCGUGGAGGGGCAGAGUAUGUAUUUGAGGACCCUUCAACCCAGCAGCAGUUUUGAGGAAGAGUGGGUUAAGCUGACAGGCCGGCCCUACACGGGGGUAGCGGAUGUGGACGGGCCUAGACUCUCGGAGGCCCUCCACCGGCCCUUCGGCCUGGACUCGGCAGCAUUGACGGAAGCGGUACGCUGGAGCUCCAAGGAGAACUUGCUGGGUGCUGCCGAAAGCGACCCUAACCUCUUUGUUGCACUUUAUGACUUUGUUGCCAGUGGCGACAACACGCUGAGCAUUACGAAAGGUGAGAAGCUGAGGGUGCUCGGCUACAACCAGAAUGGGGAGUGGAGCGAGGUGCGCUCAAAGAACGGCCAGGGCUGGGUGCCAAGCAACUACAUCACGCCCGUCAACAGCCUGGAGAAGCACAGCUGGUACCACGGGCCCGUUUCGCGCAGCGCAGCAGAGUACCUGCUCAGCAGCCUCAUCAACGGCAGCUUCCUGGUCCGGGAGAGCGAGAGCAGCCCAGGACAGCUGUCCAUCUCCCUGCGCUACGAGGGGCGUGUCUACCACUACCGCAUCAACACCGCCUCAGAUGGCAAGGUUUACGUCACAGCAGAGAGCCGCUUCAGCACCCUGGCCGAACUGGUCCACCACCACUCCACCGUGGCCGACGGCCUGGUCACCACGCUCCACUACCCGGCACCCAAGUGCAACAAGCCCACCGUCUACGGUGUGUCGCCCAUCCACGACAAGUGGGAGAUGGAGCGCACCGACAUCACCAUGAAGCACAAACUGGGAGGGGGGCAGUACGGAGAGGUGUACGUGGGAGUCUGGAAGAAAUACAACCUCACCGUUGCAGUCAAAACACUCAAGGAGGACACUAUGGAGGUGGAGGAGUUCCUGAAAGAGGCAGCAGUCAUGAAGGAGGUGAAACAUCCCAACCUGGUGCAGCUGCUAGGUGUGUGUACGUUGGAGCCUCCCUUCUACAUCGUGACAGAGUACAUGCCCCAUGGCAACCUGUUAGACUACCUGAGGGAGUGUGACCGGGAGGAGGUGAACGCUGUGGUGCUGCUCUACAUGGCCACGCAGAUCUCCUCCGCCAUGGAGUACCUGGAGAAGAAGAACUUCAUCCACCGGGACCUGGCGGCCAGGAACUGUCUGGUGGGGGAGAACAGCGUGGUGAAGGUGGCAGACUUUGGGCUGAGCAGGCUGAUGACAGGGGACACGUACACGGCCCACGCCGGAGCCAAGUUCCCCAUCAAGUGGACCGCCCCCGAGAGUCUGGCCUACAACACCUUUUCUAUCAAGUCUGACGUGUGGGCUUUCGGUGUGCUGCUGUGGGAGAUAGCGACGUACGGUAUGUCUCCGUACCCAGGGAUCGACCUGUCUCAGGUAUACGACCUGCUGGAGAAGGGCUACCGCAUGGAGCAGCCAGAGGGCUGUCCGCCCAAGGUCCACGAGCUGAUGAGAGCCUGCUGGCAAUGGAGCCCGUUGGACCGACCCUUGUUUGCUGAGACCCACCAGGCUUUUGAGACAAUGUUCCACGAUUCCAGCAUCUCAGAAGAGGUAGCAGAGGAGCUGUGUAAGACUGCCUCCUCUGGCCACGGCCCGUCACCACACUCCUCCAGCCGCGACAUGCCCCUGCUGCCCUCCAAGUCGCGCACGCUCAAGAAGCAUACGGAGAACAAGGAGAACAUCGAGGGGGGUCUGGAUUGCAGGCAGGAGACACACACAGCCAGCACCCACAGCCCCUCAGGUCUGGCAGCCACUCUGCUGCCAGGGGAUGGCCGGUCAGGCAGCUCUCCUGCUCUGCCUCGGAAACAGAGGGACAAAUCCCCCAGCAGCCUCUUGGAGGACUCCCAGGAGACCACGUUCACACGGGACCGCAAGGCUGGCUUCUUCAGUUCCUUCAUGAAGAAGAAGUCUUCCUCCAACUCUACCUCCUCCCAGCUGCAGCAGAGCCUGCCUAUGCCGCCCAAGAGGAGCAGCUCGUUCAGGGAGAUGGAGACCCAGCCUCACAAGAAGUAUGAGCCCACGACUGGCUUUAGCGCCCCUCCUCCCCCCCUUCCCCAGGUAGAUGGCCUGGGCUUUUCACCGUCCCACGGAGAGGGGAACCACAUCCAGUCACGCUGCUGUGGAGCCACUUUUGGACAAAAGGCCUCUGCCAACCACACCUCUGGGGCCCCGCCCUCACAGGUGGGCAGUAGUAGCAGCAGCUGGGCAGGCCUGGCAGGCUUCUUCACCCCCCGCCUCAUCAAAAAGACCUUAGGGCUACGGACUGGCAAGUCCACUGGGACCGAGGAGGAGGGUGGGGGAACCAAGCCCUUCCCCAGGUCCAAUUCCACCACCUCCAUGUCUGCAGGGCUGCCUGACCUGGAGAGGAUGGCUCUGACUUUACCCAGGAACCGCAGUAAGCCUCCUCUAGAGCGCACUGCCUCCACCACCUCGCAGCCUGAGAACGGGGCAGCACACACCUCUGAGACCCUUCUCCGUAAGAUGGAUGAGGGCACGGCUCAGAUCAGGGACCGGCCUAAAGCCAAGCUGCUUCCCCGAGUGGUGGGGGGGAGCUCUGGGGUGGUGAGAGCUCCUGGCGUUGGGAGUGAGGCAGAUUCAUAUUGUCCCUCGGGGACCCUACGGGGUAGGGAGGUUCAGGAGGCAGGAGGACAGGACCGUCAGGGAUGGUCGUCCCCCUCCAAAACAAUGGGAUCAGGCCUGUCAGCGGCUCCACACAACCACAAGGUUCCAGUGCUAAUCUCGCCCACACUUAAGCAUGGCUCGGCCGAUGUGCACCUGGUGGGGAUGGACUCUCAGGGGAACCGCUUCAAACUACUAUCAGAGCAUCAGGCGGACCGGGACCGACCACGGCUGGUCAAGCCUAAAUGUGCACCACCUCUCCCUCCCACUCUGCGCCUCUUUGGACACUCCUACAGCGGGGACGGAGAGGAGCAGGUCGGGGUGGCUGUGGAGGUCAAUGGUGAUGGAGUGAAAAGGCCGGGACGAGUAAGGGAAGUUGGAACAGGGAGACCGUCAGUGCCGCCACCACAAGUGCCUCCACCUCCUUCAGCCUCCUCUUCCUCUGCCAACAACACUACCCCUACUAAGAUGGCUAACGGUGCCACCAGCACUGGCUCAUCCACAGUCCCCUCUGGUGGCUCUAAGCUUCUGCGUCGGACUCGGCAGCACUCAGAGAGGGUUCAACCGGAGAAUAUCAGUAAGGAGGCUCUGCUGGAGUGUGCUGAGUGCCUGAGAGGUGCCCUCCACAGCAGCCCUGAGCCCUCCUCCAGCAGCCAGGUCCUAGACGCUGCCCACCAGCUGCUAGACUACUGCUCAGGCUAUGUGGACUGCAUCCCACAGAUGCGGAACAAGUUCGCCUUCCGGGAGGCCGUGGGCAAAUUAGAGCUCAGUUUGCAGGAGCUGCGGGCAUCGUCCUCCUCUGGAAGCGGAGGAGCAUUCAGUGGCCCAGGGGCUAGCCCUGCUCUGGACAACUUGCACACCUGCAUCAAGGAAAUUAGUGAUGUGGUUCAGAGGUAGCCACCGGACCCUUUCAAACAUUUCCUUUUGUAUUCCCUUUGUUGGUUCUAUUAACAUUUUGGGGACAGAGAACAAUCUCAGAAGUACCUCAUCACUACAAAUUGUUUCUCUUAUUGUUUACAGUUGACUCUUCCUCAAAAAUGCCAGUGGAAAACACUGUUCUAUUCUUUGAACAUAAACAUUGUUGAUACCAAACUAGAAAAGUAAUUGUUUUGCCCCAAAUUUCAACUUUUCCACCAGGUUUUAAGGCCUUUCUUUUAACUGGAUGUGGAGUAUAUCGGCAACAUUUUCAGUCCGAGUUGAUAAAGAACAAAGUCAGUUUGAGUAUCUGUAAUUUAGUAACUCAGCCAAGAAACAAAGUGAAGGAUAAUUAAUUCAUUCUCCUGGCAACAAUGAAAAGAGUCCCUGUGACAGGAUGUCACUGUUCAAAACUAUUGUCACCUGGGACAUCGAUGAGUGUUCCACUUAAUCAGGUCUACUUUCUCUGCCAUUUGGUUUGAUUAUUUCAGUAAAAUUUCCAUUCAAUGUCACAUUUGAAUAGAAAAUGUAUGCAUUUCAAUUUUGAUGUCCAAAUUCCCUUGCACAUGACCUAGCUAUAUGUUUGGAGCCUAUGAGAAGAGCGAAGAGAGUGCAGGGUAGCACAUGAGCAGGUGGUUUGGGACAGUGUUUCUAAGUGUCCUUGGACAGUGCUGAAUUCCCUGUGGCCCUUUCCCUCAGUGCCUAUAUUUUUUAAAUGAUUGAAAAUCUGCAAAUACAACUACUCCUUGACAAAAUACUGAUCUCAUCACAAACUACAGUAUGUCUCUAGCACAUCAGUGAUUUAUUUGUACAUUAUUUGGUUUUAACUUUGGAAUGGCUUUAUGUAUGAACUUGAAUUUUAAAUUAUUGUUUUUUUUAUUAAAAGCACAGACCUAUUUUAAAAAUGUUAUGUAAAUAUUUGCUUAAUUUCAUAUCCAGGAAAAGGUGAGGUCACAUUUGCUUGGAUACGUGUUUGACUCGAAAAGAAACCGUAGUAGGAAGUUUAUCACAGGACUGAGGCCCACCCCUCCCUCCACAACCCCAUCUGAACAUCUGCAAAAUGAAUGUAUUAUGUAUUGUUAUCUUCCUUUUUUGAGAAGAUGCCAUGUUUAAUUGUUCUCUGGUCAUCAUUUCAAUACCAACAUCAGUCAAUGCUUAUGGUCAAUUUACAAAACUGAAUCUUAAAGCACGUUUUCUGUUUUGAUAUCCCUUAGUAGAUGUCAUCUCUACACAAACAUUUCCAUAUCAGGUUGCUGGAUGUAAUUUCAUCCUGUUUGUUCUAUUAUGCACAAAUAACAAGUCUCACCCGUGCCUGCAUUCAUUUCUUAAUAAUUUGGCUAAUGAAUCAAGCAAUCAAAACAAAAAAAGCUUGCUUAUAACAGUGCUCCUCAACUGUUUGAAAAUGCCCCUAAUCCCCAUUUGAGAGUUUGGAACCCUAAGUGUAUCAAAAGGGGAUCAUCGCGCUCUCCCAGAAGCUUGGCUGGUGUGUAAAACCCACAAAUUCAGGCAAACAAAAGGUGUAAUGGGUCCGCACUUCAUUUUCCCAGCCCUUGACUCUUCCCUGCAUCAGACACAGCACACAGACGCCUCAGCCCUGCAGCCCUCCUCAGUGUGCAAGACCCAUUACAGCUUCUGUUUGUGGGAACCCUAAGUGUACACUGGAUAAAGCCUAUGAUGUAGUAGACAUUGAUUGGUAUAUUGCAUUUCAUCUUAGUAUAAACUCUAGUAGUACCCAAUAUAUUUUCACAUUUCAUUCCAUUGUGGUACACUACCUAUCUAAUCCAGCAGAUGAGCUUCAGUGUGCCUCUGGUCAUUCAAAGGUCCUCUUGACUAAUAGCAUGAAAUAGUUUAUUUUCACUGGGAGGUUCACUUAUUAUUAUAAUAUAUUAUUUUUUUUGACACUGGAUACAGCAAUGUUUCUCCUAUGGUUCUUGGUGCCUUUUGUGAAAGAUAUUUUAUGUAUAGUGCACUACUCAGUCAAGAAACGGAUAUACAGCGAUGUGUAAUUGUAAAUAUCUUGUGCUUUUGUUUUCAGAUGACAGAUUUUGCAAUGAUAUUGUGGCCAAGUAUAAAUAUCACUACAACGUGCAUUUCUAUUACUGGGAGUAAACAUUUUGUUUUUUAAUUUAAAACUCACAUUUAAUAGUAUAUUACUGUGAAGUUCUCCCCAUCAGUGUUAAACUUGAUAUAAAUAAAAUGUUGGAACAAUU